Molecule: messenger RNA, 4268 nt
Organism: Cynara cardunculus var. scolymus (artichoke)
Lineage: Eukaryota; Viridiplantae; Streptophyta; Magnoliopsida; Asterales; Asteraceae
Product: DNA mismatch repair protein MLH3
Exons: 27
Coding region: 140-3814 (1224 amino acids)
Biological process (GO): mismatch repair
Cellular component (GO): mismatch repair complex
Molecular function (GO): ATP hydrolysis activity; ATP binding; mismatched DNA binding
Source: RefSeq, a predicted model, not a curated record
GGUGAUGGUGUUACUAAUUCUAGUGAGGAUGGUGAUCCAGUGAGGAGCAAAUAUGGGUUUCUGGUGAUUCAGAAUCAAGAAGUUACAAGGCAGAGUAGUGGAGUGAUGAAAACCUGGUAUCAUUAUCUUGAUAUUGGAAAUGAGGAGUAUCAAGGCAUUGCCGGAAUCUGUUCGGAGUUCUAUGCGUUCGGGCAUCAUUUUGUUUGACUUGACGAGGGUUGUAGAAGAGCUGGUGUUCAACAGCCUUGAUGCAGAUGCCACAAAGGUGAUUGUAGCGAUAAAUGUCGGGACCAACUACAUUAAAGUUACAGACAAUGGUUGUGGUAUCACUCGGGAUGGAUUGGUUUUGUUGGGAGAAAGAUAUGCAACUUCUAAGUUUGAGCUGCUGGCUGAUAUGAACACUGUUCCAGAAAGCUUUGGCUUUCGCGGGGAAGCCCUAAGCUCAAUUUCUGACGUUUCUUUGUUGGAAGUUGUUACAAAGGCUCAUGGAAUGCCGAACGGCUACCGCAAGGUCAUAAAGGGUUGCAAAUGCUUGUAUCUAGGGAUUGAUGAUGAUAGACAAGAUGUUGGCACAACUGUUGUUGUUCGAGAUUUAUUCUACAACCAACCAGUUCGGAGGAGGCAUUUACAUUCUAGCCCCAAAAAGGUUCUGCACUCCGUCAAAGAAUGCAUACUGAGAAUUGCUCUUGUUCACCUGGGAACCUGCUUCAAAAUAAUUGAUAUUGAGAGCGGUGAUGAGAUUCUUUGCUUGUAUCCUUCAUCGUCCCCUUUGCCCCUAUUGAUGAGUGGUUUUGGAACUGAGGUCACCAGUUCUCUACAUAAGUUGGAUGCAUCUGAGGGUGAAUUAAGGCUUUCUGGAUACAUAUCUGGCCCUUAUGAAACUCUCUCUGUGAAGGCCUUCCAAUAUUUCUAUAUCAGUUCAAGAUAUGUAUCUAGAGGCCCACUACAUAAAUUGCUGAAUCAGGUGGCUACUAUGCACAGCUCUUCAGAUUUGUUGAAGGCUGACAUUAGGUCUCAAUGUGGAAAGCGAAGCAGGUGUCAGGCAUCUCCAACCUACAUAUUGAACUUAACUUGCCCACGAGCUCAGUAUGAUUUAAGCUUUGAACCUACCAAGACUUGUGUUGCAUUCAAGGACUGGGAUCCUAUAUUUACUUUCGUUAAGAAAGCCGUUUCAUGCUUUUGGAGUCAGGGAAUGCCUUAUGGUGCACCUAUGUCUGAAGAAGAUGCUAUAUGGAAAGGAGCUGAUGCCUUAGCAAUGAGUGAUGAUCUCCUGGAUGAUUAUGGACUUUCAAAGAAGAGGCGCAUGACACUGUGCCAUCAGGCUGUCCUUUCCUCACCCCCACAAAAGAUGCCAAGAGAAGAGCCAAAGCAUAUGCCAUACCAUGGAUAUUCAAGUAACCGCUCACAAAGAAAGGCUGUACAGUCCAAAGAGUAUCGAAUCGAAAUGGACUUUGACUGUCUGACUGACAAUUUGCUAGAAUUUGGUGGCAGAUCUCUGCCUGAAAGAAAAACCUCCGUACUACAAGAGAGUGGCAACCAUCUGGGAAAACCUAAUAGUUACAUUUCUUCAGAGGAUAUUUACUUACAGAACAAGUGUAGUAGGGAGCUGUCCAGUGAAUAUGUGGACCAUCUUUCAGAUGCCAAAUGGAAUCCAAAUUCUCUGCAAACUGACUAUGGUACAAACAACAGAUUAGUUGUGAAAGAACCAUCUGCUGUUCCUCUUCAUUAUUAUGAUGAUGAUGAAGAGGUUGAUGAUGAUCUUAUAAGGCCGUUUCUGAGAAGUUGCUCCUCUCACAAGGGUCUGUUACCUGUUGUGGGAAGCAAAAGAGGUGACAAUCAAUUCAGAUUUCAAGCUGAUGGUUCUAGUAAAUGGCUUUGCAUGGAUGAUAGAGUUGAUUAUGGACAAGCUGAUUAUGCUAUUCAAGGUUCUGAACCAUGGCUGGAUGAUGCUGCAACUGUUUGGUCGCCUCCUAGGAAUACCACUACCUUCAACUUGGGUACAGGCUCUUCCUUUUUAUCAAAAGGGUCACUUGAUUCACAUUCCACUGGUAGAGAGUGCUUUACAGAGGAUAACAAUUUUUGGGCCAGUCCAGUUGCAUCAAUUGAAUGUUCUAAAUCAAGUCAUCGGCCUUCUGAAUUUGACUCGCCUGCCUCUACGUUUAGUUCUGCAUUUUUUGUGUCUAAAAGGAACUUCAAACAUUGCAGAGAUGAUGGAUUUGACCUUUCAGCUGGUGAAGUAGAAAAGGAUAUCUUUAACUUUGAUGACAUGAGAUAUAGCUCUCCCCAAGAGGACAUCUCAUUUUCCAGUCAUAUGGUUGCCUCCUCAUUCCUCAAGGGCAAUGGGAGAUGCAAAAAGAAUAUUAGAAACUCUCAAAUCGACAGUGUUUUGUUCCCACAGCAGUGUGAUUUCCUGAACGAAACAGAGCGGACAUGUUCCGAGUCCAAUGGCAAACAUAAAACUUUUGUACCUGUAGCAGCACCACAUCAUGUGUCAUCAUCAUUUUAUGCCGAUGGGGAAAAGAGCAAGAUAGCUCAAUGUAGCCUUCAGGAUAAGCACCCAAGAAGAAGCCGCUCGGCCCCACCAUCUUACCGAGGGAAGAAAAAGUUCUUUGCCCUAACUAGUUGGACGACCAUUAAAUCUGGGAAAUCCUGCUAUAAGGCACUUCAUAAUGCCCCUACAUUGCAAGCUAUUUGGUGUGCAGAAGACAGUCAUCUGAAGCACCUACAGAAAUCAUCAGGUGUUGAUCACUUGUCACAGAAUGAAGGUCCUGCAAUUGACUCGCAGUCUAAGUCUAGACAUGAUAAGAAGAAAAUUAUUGAUAAAGCUGAGAUUUCAGAUUAUGAAGGGGAGGCGGCCCAUUGGCUUGAUGUUUACGAGACAGAUUCAGGUGUCACCUCAAAGGAAAAUCAAGGUGCAUUAGAUUUUGGGGGAAAAUGGAGGAAUGAAUGUCAUAGGACUACAAGUAUGGAGAAUCCUGAUGAUCAUACCAACCAAGACAGCAUUCUUGACAUAUCUUCUGGGAUAUUGCACCUUCUUGGUGAUUCUCUGUUACCCAAGUCUAUCACGAAGAGAUGCUUGGAGGAUUCUAAAGUUCUUCAACAAGUUGACAAGAAAUUCAUUCCAGUUGUGGUUGGCGGAAUACUUGCUAUUAUUGACCAGCACGCCGCUGAUGAAAGAAUUCGACUUGAAGAUUUGAGAGGAAAGGUUCUCUCUGGAGAAAUGAAAACAGUCACCUAUCUGGAUGCAGAACAAGAACUGGUUUUACCGGAGAUUGGAUACCAAUUACUAAACAAUUAUUUUGAACAGAUCCAGAAAUGGGGUUGGGUCUGCAACUUCCAUGCUCAGAGUUCAGUGUCCUUUAGAAAGAGUUUGAAUUUUUUGCACAACCAGCGCUCUGUUGCCACACUUACUGCAGUGCCUUGUAUUUUGGGCGUCAAUUUAACCGAUGUGGAUCUCCUAGAAUUUCUAGAACAGCUUGCUGAUACUGACGGAUCAUCAGUAAUACCACCAGCUGUUCUUCGGGUACUAAAUUUCAAAGCUUGCAGGGGUGCAAUCAUGUUUGGAGAUGCAUUACUCCCUUCAGAAUGUUCUCUUAUUGUUGAAGAGCUUAAGCGGACAACAUUGUCUUUUCAGUGUGCUCAUGGUCGACCAACAACCGCACCCCUCGUGAACCUUUUGGUCUUGCAUAAACAGAUUGCUAAGCUUGGAAAUUGGAACCAUGGUUCAUCUGGGUCGUGGCAUGGUUUGAGUCGUCAUAGACCAAGUCUUGAGCGGGCGGCUCAACGCUUAAGUUCAAAGGGAGGGCAAAGCUAAAGAUAUUAUUAUAGAAGAUCACAUAGUCGUACUUUUUUCUGGAAGACCUAUGAAAGCUCAUUUGAGCGAUCCGUUGAUGCACUAAUACUGGUUCUUCUUUCCUUUUUGCUCACACUUUUCUAUAAGCGGGGUCGUCGUGGACACAGUUACUCAAUCAUUUGGACAGAUGACAGGUCUGCAUACAUCCAAUCUUUGAAUUCGUUUGUUUUACUUUGCUUAUUGAUGCACUAGUAAUAAUCCACCAAACAUGUUCCUGAUGCACAUUUUGAACAUUUUAUCAUUGAAAGUGUAGUUUUUCAAGUUGUACUGUUUAGAGUAGGAUGCAAUAUAAAGUUUUAUUUGGUUUCAUUUCUCUGGAAACUUUGAAGAAUUUGAAGUCCGAUGCUAAUCCGUUUGAUCUUUAAAAAAAAUCGUGGUUUCUUCAGUUAGCAGGUCGUUGAUUGAACUUGUGUGG